AUGGCUCCAGCUCCUAUCGAGGAACACGUUGUGGUUGGGAAUGGCAAGACCAAGACGCCCGACUUCGCAAAGACUGCCGGUCAAGAUGUCGGAUUCGCAUCUCCUCCCAAACUUGAGUUCAAAACCCAGUUUGAAGAACGAGAGUAUAUCAAAGGCCGUUUGGCAGGGGCAUAUCGCAUCUUCGGACACUAUGGCUUGAACGAGGGACUCGCUGGACACAUCACCGUUCGCGACCCAAUCGAGCCGGAUACGUUCUGGGUCAAUCCUUUCGGCGUCGAUUUCAACAUGAUCAAGAAGAGCGAUCUCCUCCGUGUGGAUCACAAAGGCAACAUUCUUGACCAUGGCAAAGUGAAGAUCCUCAACAAGGCGGCAUUCCUCAUCCACGGCGCAAUCCACGAAGCUCGACCGGAUGUAUUGUGUGCCGCACAUACGCACUCGAUCUACGGUCGUGCAUUCUGUKCGCUUGGAAAGCCGCUAGAUUCAAUCUCGCUGGAGUCAUGCAUCUUCCACAACGACCACGUUGUGUUCGAGGGCAAAGGCAUCGUUCUGGCGGCUGAUGAAGGCUGUGAUAUUGCAGACAGUCUUGGACAAUGCAAGGCCGCCCUGUUGCGUAAUCACGGCCUUCUCACCGUCGGCCACACCAUCGAGGAGGCCGUCAAUUGGUUUUAUCUUCUCGAUAAAGUCUGCCACGUCCAGUUGCUCGCUGAUGCUGCGGCGAAUGGACGCGGCGGAGAGACGGUCAAAAUGUCAGAUGAGGAAGCCGAAUAUACCAAGGGCAUCGCGGGCUCCCACAAGGCUGGCUGGUUCGGAGGGCAGGCUAUGUUCAAUCUGAUUGACGAGAUCACGGAGAAGAAGUAUCUCCAGUGA
This is a messenger RNA of Ramularia collo-cygni, 867 nucleotides long. RefSeq names its product probable class II aldolase/adducin domain protein. The transcript is spliced from 4 exons. The coding region runs from base 1 to 867 and encodes 288 amino acids. Lineage: Eukaryota; Fungi; Ascomycota; Dothideomycetes; Mycosphaerellales; Mycosphaerellaceae. Gene Ontology annotation, molecular function: actin filament binding. The record is from RefSeq and is a predicted model, not a curated record. Gene Ontology annotation, cellular component: cytoskeleton.